Planococcus citri (citrus mealybug) is the source of this 1636-nucleotide messenger RNA. RefSeq lists its product as uncharacterized. Lineage: Eukaryota; Metazoa; Arthropoda; Insecta; Hemiptera; Pseudococcidae. The transcript is spliced from 2 exons. Bases 419 to 1300 code for a protein of 293 amino acids. The record is from RefSeq and is a predicted model, not a curated record.
UUGUUUUUAUUUUCAUUUUUUAUCAAAAAAUUGAUAAAAAUUAAAAUUCAUGAAACUUUGAAAAUUUAAAACUUGUUGCAGUGUAUCAAACUUUUCAAGACUUCUUUUUAAUUCUGUGCACUUCAAGUACCUACGUACAGGGUGGACAGAAAUAUCGGGUACCCCUAAAAAAGUUUUCUGCUAAAUACUUUGGUUGGUCACAGUGAAUGAUAAUAAUGGUAGCAUAUGAUUAGUUGUUAGACUGGAGAGAUAACAUUUCACCAAUCAUAUGCAUCUAUUUCACGUUGCCAACCUAUAUUUUUAAUGAAAAACUUUCUUAGGGGUACCCGAUAUUUCUGUCCACCCUGUACAACGCAAUAUUGCACCAUAUCCGCCAACUUGAUAAAUUUCGUUACACAAGUCGACUGUCGAUUCCAAAAUGUCUUCACACCUUUCUCAUAAAUUACCAUGGCAUCUUUUAGUGGAUUACGUGACACCGUACAAAGAUCCAGGAAUCAGUUUUCCUACAGGAACCUGUAACAGAAUCCACAUAACCAGCAAGAGAGUCGAAAUACAAGUUAAAAAUCGAAAUUACAUCCAAGAAAGUGAUAUAUGCACCGACCCAACUUGCAAUCGAGUACCCGAAGAUAAGAAAAUCUAUAAAACAAUGAAGAGGGGGAAAAUAUUCGACCGGAUUAAAGGAGCUGGAAGAUUUGACGAAGAGAAGUGCAAAGCGUUUUUUAUUAAAUUUGAACAAGCAUUAAUGGAAUUUGCUCAAACUGAAUUGAACACUCCAGCCAAGGAUCUUCAGUACGAAGACAAUGUUGAACGUUCGGGGCUCACGGAUUGCGAUCUGUGCGAUCGAUUUACUACUUUAUUAGAAUUCGGUGAUAAACAAGAAUUAUUCAAGUACAGCGACGAAGAAAUUAGGAGCGCUUUCUCUUGCUGUCACGGCGGCCAAGCUGUAGGAAGAAAUUUACGAUUUCUUUUGCAUAGAAUGAUUUCAUUUUAUUUAGUAAUGAACAUCAUUCUGCAUGCCAAUGUGAAAAAAGAAGAGUGGCCUCGUGGCAUGAAACCAAAAUCGAAUUUCUGGAGUGAGUCGUUAAGUGCUCAUGAUGGACAAACGUUUUUACCUCAUAGCAGAAAAUACUUGUCAGAAUUUAUGGUUGAUUUAGAAAAAACGAAAAUUUUGAAUAAGAAUAUAUUUAGGUUUCUUUAUUUUUACGUUAUGAUGAAUUUGAAAAUUAACAAAGAUUAUUCGUUUGCUGAAGAUACAGGUUUAUGUUCUUGGCGCAUUUGGCAUCUUGUAAUGUUCGGAUGAAGAUGAAUUGUUAGGAAUAAGGAGGGAAUGUUUGGUAAACUACAAUGAAAUAUGAUACCUGUGAUUGAAAAAAUUUAUACCAGUAUUUUACGUAAUACCUAUACAUACUUAUAUUUUUUGAUAAUUGGAUACAUUUUUUAUGCACUUGUAUUAGUACCUAUAGUCGUUUCAUUAAAGUGUACCCUGAAUAAAAAUGUUAAUAAAGUAAUCUGAAUUUCAGAGACCAAUACUAAAGACAACACGAACUUUUUUUUGUGCAUAUUAUUAAUUCAGUUUUAUGAAUUAUUAUUACUUACUUACUCCAAUCCUUCAAUAUACUCAUUGUUGAACAUUGAA